Plasmodium vivax (malaria parasite P. vivax) is the source of this 717-nucleotide messenger RNA. RefSeq names its product DHHC zinc finger domain containing protein. Gene Ontology annotation, cellular component: endoplasmic reticulum; Golgi apparatus. NCBI's taxonomy places the organism in Eukaryota, Apicomplexa, Aconoidasida, Haemosporida, Plasmodiidae. Gene Ontology annotation, molecular function: protein-cysteine S-palmitoyltransferase activity. The record is from RefSeq and is a predicted model, not a curated record. The transcript is spliced from 8 exons. Bases 1 to 717 code for a protein of 238 amino acids. Gene Ontology annotation, biological process: protein targeting to membrane; peptidyl-L-cysteine S-palmitoylation.
AUGGAAUCAUACGUUAUCUUGGAGCAGUACCAUCCCUCGGGCUACGACAGCCCCUCAUUUUACUGCUCAAAAAAAAUCCACCUAAACUGUGCAGGCAGAAUAUCCCACACCUCGUUAGAUAAGCACCUGAAAUUUUACCCCUACGAUGAAGUCAUUUUUCACCAAAACGACAAAUGCAGCACAUGUCAGAUGUUAAAACCUGCGCGGAGCAAACAUUGCAAAUAUUGCUUGUCGUGCAUAUCGCGCUACGACCACCACUGCUUUCUGUUAAACAAUUGCAUCGGCGGAUAUAACAGCAGUUAUUACCUUGCUUUCAUUUGCGCAAAUGCCACAAUUGCCUUUCACUCCUUCUACAUAACUUUUCGCUGCCUUUAUAACAUCAUCAAAUAUGAAAACCUUCUGAAAGCCACGUUUAUACACAAGGGGAGCAACGAGGAGAUCCCGAAUUCCUGCUACCUAUUUUCCAAAUGCAGCCCCACCUUCUCCCUGUUUGUGGUAUCCCUGCUCAGCGCCUCCCUUUUAGCGCUCCUCUUUUCGCGUGAAAUUUAUUUCAACUUCUGCGUGAACAUCACGAGCAAUGAGAAGACAAAGUACGUCAGUUUGAAGGGCGGCACUCCCGUGAACAGGCAGUUUUACAACAAAGGGUUCAUAAAGAACGUACAGGAUGUGUUGUUUUACAAAAAAAACGUGGAGGAGUUCUUUAAAAAAAAUUCAUAA